CGCAUCAGCUGCGUCCUUUAAAGUCUCCGUCUAACACUGAACACAAAUGCAAAAGAUCAUCCUCCUCUGAGUUAUCAAUAGGCUGCAUCAUCGUUCAUCUUCCCUCAUCAUCUUCCGCACCUUCUCCCUCCCUCUCUGUCUGUCCAUCUCCUCCCUCUGCGCCUUUUUACGAAACAAGUCAGAGCGCACACACGACUGGCGGAGAAAACAGGACAGACAAUAGACAAUAGUUUGGGUCAUCAUGGUAUUUGGAUUUUUACCGUAACAUGCGCGCCGGACUGUGAGAUACAGGUGAACAAUCUGUAAACGCGUCUGUUCAUUUACUGGCCGAAAGUUUCUCCGGGUUUUAAUGUUGCCAACCGAGAUUUCAGGAGGAGUGUGUUUCACCUCAAGCGAUCACACUGAGGGAAGGAGAGAAGGGAUGAAAACAGAGGAAAGCCAGCAGUCCUGUCUGCAGCAGCCACCAUCCUCAACGCCUUUUGGUCCGGAGUACAGGGGAGGAGGAGAGUUGUGUGCCGGCUGCGAGUCUCCUAUCGCCGACCGUUUCCUGCUGCGCGUGAACGAGCGCUCCUGGCACGAGACCUGCGUCAAGUGCGCAGUGUGUUUGAGCGCGCUCACCGGGACCUGUUACUGCAGGGACCGCCUGCUGUACUGCAAGCACGACUAUGAAAAGCUGUUUGUAAGGAAGUGCAGCGCCUGCCUGCAGGUGAUUGGACGUUCAGAGCUGAUAAUGCGCGUGCAAGGCCAGGUUUACCACCUGGGCUGCUUCACUUGCUGUGAGUGUGAACGCCGGCUGCAAAGAGGUGAUGAGUUUGUGCUGAAAGAAGGCCAGCUGCUCUGUCGCAUGGACUAUGAAAAGGAGAGGGAAAUGCUGGCUGCUAUUAGUCCCACACCAACUGAAUCAGUGAAAAGUGAGGAUGAGGACGGUGGAGGAGGCUCUGGUGGAGGGAAAGGUGGUGAUGAAGGCAAGGAACACAAGCGUUCAAAACGACCACGCACCAUCUUGACCACACAGCAGCGUCGUGCUUUCAAAGCUUCCUUUGAAGUGUCUGCAAAGCCUUGCCGCAAGGUGAGAGAGACCCUGGCUGCUGAGACUGGACUAACAGUGCGUGUUGUCCAGGUGUGGUUUCAAAACCAGAGAGCCAAGAUGAAGAAGAUAGCUCGCAGACAGCAGCAACAGCAGCAGCAGCAGCAGGAACAAGAACAGCUGGGAGGGACCAGGAGAGGACCAAGCAGGGGGGGCCGUCAGAGCAAUGAUGACAGUGAGGAUGGCUCGAGUACCCAUGGCAUGGAGGGGAUACUGGGGUAUCCCUCUCUGCCACGUCAGCAGCUGCUUACUCUGGACCCUAACAUCUAUGGUGGAGAGCCAUUUCGACAUGGGCUUACACCACCUCAGCUAAACAGUGAGCAGCUCCACUCCUAUGACUCAGAGACAGUGUUUCAUGAUCUGGACAGCGAUGGAAGCCUUGGUCACCUCGGAGAUUGCCUUUUAGCAGCUGGGGACGGCAGUCUCCUGCCAGGGCGCAUUGGAAACCCCAUUGACCGUCUCUAUUCCAUGCAGAACUCCUACUUCACCUCCUGACCCUUAUAAACUUGCACCCUUUCCCCUCCUGUUCCACCUUUCACCUCAGAGAUGCAGCUAAUGGAGUCUGUCCAUCAAGAUGCCUGUGGGACCACUCUCCAUGAAAAUACCUACACCCAAAUACACUUCUCAGCUUUUAUCACAGGCCAAAAUCAUUCUAAGUCAGGCAUAGUCAUAUCAGUUUGCAGCAGAUUCGUAUAAUGUUCCCAUUAUCUUUCCUUGCUAAGAAUCACAUGCUGGAAAUACAGACACUGUAAAUGUCCAAGAUAUGUAAAAAGACCUCAAUUUCUCCUGUUGUAUUUAUGUAAUGUUCAAUGAAACACCUUUCAUGGCACUUUCCAACAACAAAAAAAACAAAAAAACAACAAAGACAAUUAUUCAAACAUUAAUAUGUAUAUCAUGAAUUACAGAUGAUAAUUGGUUGUUGAAAGUGAAUUCAUCAAUCAACUUACAUGUAUUUAGAAGGCAGGUUGUAUGAGUAGCUGAGGGUCUAACUUAAAUUAGUAUAUUGCAUAACUUUUUUUGACAGGACUAGCGAUUAGUUAUUGUGCGUGAAAGUCUGCAGCGUAUACAAUACUGUAUAUGGCUUUGAGUACAAUUUUACUCUCAGGUUAGUGUGUAUGUUUGUGUAACCUGAGCUAUAACUCAGGAUAUUGUGCUGGACAGGAUUACAAUUUAACUAGCCCAAUGACUUCAAGAACGUAGAUUGCAAAGGGGAUGUAAAAUGAUCAUUUCAAACUGCAUUUUUAGUUUUUCACAAUGCAUGACAGGUAAAAUAUGGACCAAAAAAAAAAUCACAGUUUUUAGUAUUUAGCCAACACUACAGGGUAAUUUGAAGAGCCUUAUGCGGAAACAGGGUUGUAAUGAUGAUUGCUUUAGCUUUCCCUUCUCUUUUAUAAUAUAAUCACUAAGAAUCGGUACAGUAAAUGGCAACCAAUAGAUCUAUAAUGCCCAAAAGUUAGUACACUGGGUGUACAUGAUGAUGUGCUCCAAAUGUAAAUGUAUGACUGUGUUACAAUUAAUUGUUGUAGUCACUUUCUGUAAUAAUUUCUUUCUCAAACAUCUCAAAUUAGAUGUCGUUAGGUAGAUAUUUUGUACCUUCUUCUGUGAUAAUCAGCAAAUAUUUAAACUGUAGCAUGAUAUUUAUGUGUCACGAAGUAGGUCUAAAGGAUUAGCCUCCAAACUAAAGUUGGAUAGCAAGUGUUGCAGAAAGCAUCAGGAUCAGACUCACAAUGUGGUGCAGAAUAAAGUAGAAUUAAGGUAGUACUUGUUUCAUUUAUUCGCCAGUGAUCAGGUGCAGCUUGUGACAUUCUUUAAUGACAUUAUGUUUGACACUGAUCACUGACUCAUUGUAUUUUUACAGUGAUAUUUUUGUGAAUGUAACUUAUUUGUGCGGUAUUAGGCAAGUUCCUAUCUUUCUUUUUUUGUUCAGUGACUGCCAGGUGAUGUGCUUUGAAUGUAAUGUUGCAGUAUCUUCAAUACAAUCUGCGGUUUCAUCUUUGGA
This is a messenger RNA of Larimichthys crocea (large yellow croaker), 3086 nucleotides long. RefSeq names its product LIM homeobox transcription factor 1, alpha-like (gene lmx1al). The record is from RefSeq and is a predicted model, not a curated record. The transcript is spliced from 9 exons. Gene Ontology annotation, molecular function: RNA polymerase II transcription regulatory region sequence-specific DNA binding; DNA-binding transcription factor activity, RNA polymerase II-specific. The coding region runs from base 350 to 1582 and encodes 410 amino acids. Gene Ontology annotation, biological process: neuron differentiation; regulation of transcription by RNA polymerase II. NCBI's taxonomy places the organism in Eukaryota, Metazoa, Chordata, Actinopteri, Sciaenidae. Gene Ontology annotation, cellular component: nucleus.